AUGAGAGCCUAUACCCUGCUUUUGGUCACAAUUCUCUUGGUUAGCUUGUUCAUUACCUCCGACUGCGCCAAGGAUCGUAAAAAGAAAAAGCAGCGUCAUGAGGAACGUGAAAUGGAAGAUGAAGAAAGAGAAUCUGGAGGAAGACUCUCUGAGAAUAAUAAAGAAAAAGAAAAAGAAACUAGAGAGCGAGUUCACGCGAUGGUAGAACGCCAAGAAGAGCGAAAGAAGGAAAAGGAAGAAGAAAACAGCGAAGAAAAGGAUGAUGAAGAGGAGAAGAAAAAAUCAAAUGCCACCGAAAUCGUCGUCCCAAGAUUCAAAAGAUCCCCAUUCCACGGAGCCCUUCAACUUGUCCAGGAUGGUUUGAACCGCAUCAAACGCAGCGGCGAUAUGCAACAAAUGAAGAAAUCUGGAGAAUUGAACGAUGGAGCUCAGUUGCCGAUCAGCAAGAAGCCGGCUCAAGAGACCAACUACAAGGCUGAAAAUGAAACAAAGAAAGGAAAUGGAAAUAUCGAAAUCUAA
Molecule: messenger RNA, 519 nt
Organism: Caenorhabditis bovis
Lineage: Eukaryota; Metazoa; Nematoda; Chromadorea; Rhabditida; Rhabditidae
Source: the annotation of a GenBank genome assembly